This is a messenger RNA of Solanum stenotomum, 2148 nucleotides long. RefSeq names its product 4-coumarate--CoA ligase-like 6. Lineage: Eukaryota; Viridiplantae; Streptophyta; Magnoliopsida; Solanales; Solanaceae. Gene Ontology annotation, biological process: ubiquinone biosynthetic process. Gene Ontology annotation, molecular function: CoA-ligase activity. The transcript has 6 exons. Bases 164 to 1888 code for a protein of 574 amino acids. Gene Ontology annotation, cellular component: peroxisome. The record is from RefSeq and is a predicted model, not a curated record.
GCAAAGACUAGAUUUAUUGUGUUGUGUCUUGGUAAGUAAAGUACUAAUUUUUACUACCUACUAAGAUGGCAAAGCCUACAUUUUUUUGUUCUAUAAAUGCAGUGCAGUGGGUUUUCUUGAUUUGAGUUCAUAUAACACUAAUUAAUCCUUUCUUGUGAUCAAAAUGGCAACGUUCUUGAAAACCCAAUUGAACUCCCAUGCCAUAGAGAGUGAAGAAAGUGGGAAUGGUGAAGUUGAGAAAAACCCUUCUAAAACCCUUUCAUUUCCCUUUUGGUACUGUGCUGAAACAGGUAUAUACAGCAGCAAGUACCCUUCCAUAAAAUUGCCAGAAGACCCUUUUCUUGAUGUUGUUUCCUUCAUUUUUUCUCACAAAAAUGGUGGGGUUUCUGCUCUUGUGGACUCAACUUCUGGCAAUUCAAUUUCCUAUUCAGAGCUUUACCCAAUGGUUAAGUCUAUGGCUAGUGGUCUUCAUCAAAGGGGUGUUUCAAAAGGUGAUGUUGUUUUGAUUCUCCUCCCUAAUUCCAUUUAUUUCCCUGUUAUUUUGUUGGGUGUUUUGGCUCUUGGUGCAAUUGCAACCACUAUGAAUCCAUUUAGUAAUUUGUUAGAGAUAAAGAAGCAAGCCCUUGAUUGUUGUGUAACUUUGGCAUUUACUUCUAAUGAUAAAGUUGAUAAAUUGUCUACAUUAGAUAUUCCAUUUAUAGGGGUGCCAGAAAUUUUGGUUUCUGGUUUGAAUUGUAGUGAAAGUUCUGUUUUUUAUGAACUGAUUUCCUGUGAUCCCAAUUGGGCUUCAAGACCUAAAAUAAGUCAGCAAGAUACAGCGGCAAUUCUGUACUCGUCUGGUACUACUGGUGUGGGAAAAGGUGUUAUCUUGACUCAUGGGAACUUUAUAGCCAUGGUGGAAACUUUUGUGAGGUUUGAAGCUUCACAAUAUGAAUAUUCAAGUUCUGAGAAUGUGUACUUGGAUGUUACGCCAAUGUUUCAUGUGUAUGGGCUUUCUCUCUUUGUGAUGGGGUUGUUGUCGUUGGGAACUACAAUUGUUGUGAUGAGAAAAUUUGAUGCUGAUGAGAUGGUGAAAGCUAUUGAAAGAUACAAUGUCACUCAUUUUCCCCUAGUCCCACCAUUACUAAUGGCAUUGACUAGAAGAGCAAAGGAUGGUGCUUUGAGCAGUAUGAAGAGCUUGAAACAGGUUUCAUGUGGUGCAGCACCAGUAAACCCAAAAUCCAUUGAAGACUUUGUUCACACUCUCCCAGAUGUUGAUUUCAUUCAGGGAUAUGGCAUGACUGAGUCAACUGCUAUUGGAACACGUGGUUACAAUACUGAAAAGCUGCAUAAUUAUUCUUCAGUAGGGCUUCUAGCUCCAAACAUGCAAGCUAAAGUAGUGGAUUGGAUCACCGGUUCAACCUUAGCUCCCAACUGCAUGGGUGAGCUCUGGCUUUGUGGACCUGGUGUAAUGAAAGGAUACUUGAAUAACUUAGAGGCUACUAAGUCUACGAUUGAUGACAAUGGUUAUCUCCAUACUGGUGAUAUUGCGUAUUUUGAUGAAGAAGGAUAUCUUUAUGUCAUUGACCGUCUGAAAGAGACUAUCAAAUACAAGGGCUUUCAGAUAGCUCCUGCUGAUUUAGAAGCUGUAUUAGUGUCACAUCCAGAUAUCAUUGAUGCUGCAGUAAUAGGAGCCAGAGAUGAGGAAGCUGGAGAAAUUCCAGUUGCAUUUGUCGUCAAGAGAGACGGGUGUGCAGUUUCCCAAACAGAUGUAAUCAACUUUGUUACUAAGCAGGUUGCACCAUUCAAGAAGAUUAGAAAAGUUUACUUCAGAGCUUCCAUACCCAGGUCUGCAGCUGGGAAGAUUCUUAGAAAGGAGUUAAGGAACUUAUUAACUUCCAAGUUAUAGAGCCUCUUCAUCAACCGUUGAGCUCUGGAGUUGCCUAACAAAAUUCGCUAACCGGCGAAACACAGAAGAAAUCAGUUAUAGAUGAAGAUACUUUUUUUUUUGUGUUUUCUUAUAGUUGCAAAAACACCAGUUACCUGGUAAUAUGUACAAUUCUUGAUCAAUCUUAUGAUUUCAGCAGCUCUAGUUGCCAUCUAUAGCUGCCAAAAUGUAUCGAAUAAUCCCUUGGUCCAGUAUAUUGAUGAUUGAUCUCCUGAUUUUUG